AUGGAUUUUGACUACGACAACUUGGAAGACCCGUACACUGCCGAGCAGUACGAAUGGCUAAAAAAUUGGUGGAAGCUGGAGUGCACAGAGACCGACAACAUGGAUUCGUUAAGGAAGAAACACAUCGAGGAAAUUCUUAAGUUACAGAUUCAAGUAAAAGAUCACGAGACAGAAAACCAGGGACUAAGGCAACAAAUUGAUGGGCUGUUCUACGAGCUUCAGUUUGUCUGCUCGCAAAAGGAUCAACUUGCACUUGAAAAGGAAACUAUUGCAUUGAAACUGAAGGAGGAAGAAUCAAUACAUCGUGGUGUAGUGGAGAAACUUGAGGAACAGGUACAUUCCAUGCAGAUUAUUUUAACAGAUUUGGAAGACCAGAUAGCCAAGAAAGAAAAUAUGCGUCAGAAUCUACUCAAAAACCUCGAAAAUCAGGAGCAAAUUCAUCUAAAAGAAAUGGAUCAGUUGAAGCUGAAUCUUGAGAACAAAAACCAAGAUGACAUCACUUGCUCCAUCUGUUUGGUGGCUUGGGACGUUAGUGGCAGCCACCGACUCGUCUCCUUGUCUUGUGGACAUCUUUUUGGCGACUCCUGCAUUAGAUCCUAUUUGAACCGAUCUAGGGAAUGCCCAACAUGCCGGAAACCGUGCGAUCAUACUCAUCUUCGUUAUAUAUACGGCCGUCACAUACUGCCCAACCAAUAA
Messenger RNA from Drosophila bipectinata, 696 nucleotides. The record is from RefSeq and is a predicted model, not a curated record. NCBI's taxonomy places the organism in Eukaryota, Metazoa, Arthropoda, Insecta, Diptera, Drosophilidae.